This is a messenger RNA of Fukomys damarensis (Damara mole-rat), 240 nucleotides long. It is a transcript of the gene Defb105b, whose product is annotated as defensin beta 105B. Gene Ontology annotation, biological process: innate immune response. The coding region runs from base 4 to 240 and encodes 78 amino acids. Gene Ontology annotation, cellular component: extracellular region. The record is from RefSeq and is a predicted model, not a curated record. NCBI's taxonomy places the organism in Eukaryota, Metazoa, Chordata, Mammalia, Rodentia, Bathyergidae. The transcript is spliced from 3 exons.
GAGAUGGCCCCAAGCAGGAAGAUGUUUUACUUUGUCUUCAUUUUGUUCUUCAUUGUGGCUCAACUGCUGUCAGGGUGCCAGGCAGGACUUGACUAUUCCCCAUCAUUUCCAGCAGGUGAGCACAGCGCUUGUGACACGUGCAGGCUUGGUCGGGGAAAGUGCAGAAGGAUGUGCCUGGAGCAUGAGAAAGUGGAAGGCAACUGCAUGCUGAACUUUUUCUGCUGUCGAGAGAGGAUCUGA